AUGAUGAGAGAUCAUCGCCGGCGGAGCCCUGAGAGCUCCCGCCGCCGGCGAAAGGACCGGUACUCACAGCAGCAUUCCAGUGACGCACCCGCACCAGCGCCCGCCAUGGCUCCCACCGCCGGUCCUCUACCUUCCUAUGCCGAACCCAUUCCAAUGCGGACCCGUGCCGGAUCUAGCUCCGGCGCCUCCUCGUCCUCCUCCACUUCCGACUCCCUCCUAAACAUCUCCGCGCCCAGGACCAGCGGCGGCUUCUUUUCCUUUUUCAAGGCCCCGCCACCACGCCGCCGUCGGAGCAGUCGCAAGAAGAAGAAACGCUUCCUGCGCUUCGGCAACUCGAGCUCCUCCUCCGUCGACGACGCCCUAGUGUAUGGCAAGGGCUACAUCCCGCGUGUGCGCGGCGCAGAGCCCUAUGGACGCGACCAUGCGGCUCCUAUUGACCCGACGCGGCCGGUCGGUACCACGAAGCGAGCGCAGACAGAUGAGGAGAUCUUGGAGAUUGGCAGAAAGCUGGCCAAGAUGGCCCGGGAGGAGAACCGCGCCGACCUCGAACGCGCCGGCCGACGACCGCACUCAGGCCUCGUCGCCACGGCUGCUGCCAUCAGCAGCUUCCGCCGCACAGGCACCAAUGACUCUGUGGGCCGCGGACUAGGAUCUUCAAGGCCACAGCGGCACGACGGCUCGUCUGCUGGCGACUCUGACUGGGAGACCUCGGCCUCUGACGACGAGGACGACAGCUCGUUCAGCGACGACGUAGACAGCGGUUUGGCCUACGGCUCCAAUGUUGCUCUGCCGAGCAAGCCUGCGGUUAGCAAGCCAGCUCCAGAGAUUCGGCAUGCGCACCGGAAGAGCACCAUUGUCGAUCCCAACAUGUUCGGCCCUUACAACUCUCUGCGCGGCUAUGUCAAUACGCCUUGCGGGUUCGAUGAUAACCGGCCGAGCAGCUCGCGUCCCUCUGACUCUCGUGUGUUUGACCCGAUACCGCCGAUCGAAAGUGCUUCGAUCGAGGGCCGACCCAUGCAGACGGUGUAUCCUGUCCCGACGUCUGAUCCUGGACGGUUCGACGCUGGACGAGGCUCGACUAUCUCACUCCAGAAUGACAACCGAUCCUCAGCUCGGCCUGAUCCGGUUCCUAUCCAAGCGCCUAAGCCUAUCACGCCGAUACGGAAAAAGGUGUUUGAGGACUCGCGCAUUCUGAACGAGACCCGUGACUCUCAUGACUCCCGCCGCCGAUCGGACGGUCCGUCCUUCUCCGAAGCUGCUGUGGCUGGAGCUGCGGGAGUGGCCGCCGGGGUCGUUGCCGCCAAACUGAAGGAGAGUCAUGACAAGGAAAAGGACCGAAAGAGGGACGAGGACCGCCGCCAACGUGCGAGCCGUGACGAUGUCAAGGCCAACGAUGUGCGUGAUGAUAAGCGCUCAAAGCGGAGCAGCAAGUAUGACGACAAGACCCCUGAGGAGCUCGAGCGCGAGUACCAACGCCUCAUGGAAAAGCAGAAGGAGUUAGAGCGGCGGCAGAAAGAGAAGCGACGCCGGGAUGUUGUCAUUGAAUACGACGGCCCCGAAAAAGGGCAGUCCAAGCCCAAGGAGAAAAACGGUGAGGAUUAUCGCCGAAUCGAAACGUCCCAGUCGUCGGGCUCCAAAGCUCCCAUAGACCCCUUCCAAUUCCAGGUCGACGAAGACGCUUUUGAGACACCCAAAUACGGCACAACUCCGCAACGGCCACUGACGCCCAUGGUCGUCACGGUCGAGCGCGAGCCGGAUUUCACCCGCUUCGAUAAGCUUCCGGUUGACGAGCCAGAUGAGCGUAUGAGCCGCAAGGACUCUUAUGAGCAGGAAUUGCGCAACGCUCGGCAGAUCUACGAGGAGGCCAAGCACACCACUGCUCCCGUCGCGGAGGGCGCUGCUGCCGCUGCGGCGGCCGCCAUGGUCGUGGAGGGUGUCCAGAUGGCGCGAGGCCGUGAGGCGGAACAGAAGCCGGCCCGCGAACAUGAGCCCGCGCCCAAGGAUGCCGUCCAGGCGGCGGCAGACCAGUACUACCGCGAGACCAAGCUUGCGAAGCGGCUCAAAGAAGAGGAGAUCCGGUCGCGCAGCGCCUCUCCCGACCCUUCUGUGGUCGAGAAGUAUCGGGAUGAGUCGCAGGAGCCGGUCAUCCGUAUCGUCACUCCCCCGGCCAUGGAGCACCAUCCGGAAAAGAGCAAGUAUGACGGGCCUAAUGCUGAUGUUCGCAUCGACAAUGUCAUCCAGCCCAAGGAUCUCGUCAAGUACGCUACUCCCAAGCUCGCCCCUCUUUCCCGCAACGAGCCUCUCGCUCCGAUCUUCAGAUCAAGGGAUCCUUCUUGCGAGCGAGACCGCCCACUGCUCAAUCUGGUCAUACCCACUCCAGUCCCGUCCCCCUUGCCAGAAAAACAGGACAGCAGAUCUGCUCCUGUUGAGAAGGAGCCUGUCAAGGAGGCGCCCAAGGAAUCAGAGGAGCCAAGAUCUGCUCCCAGUGUCAUCAUCGGCCCCAAGGGAGAGAUCAUUGAAACGACAGAGACUCCUUCGACCCCAAAGUCUGUUACUUGGGGCGAGAACGAGACCAAGAGUUUCGUGGCGGAAAGCCCCGAGAAGUCCCAGCAACCAGUUCAAGACAGCAAGCCCGCGACCAAAGCAGGUAAGAAAGGUAAGAAGUCCGGCAAGUCCAGUGGCUGGGGCAUCAUCGCGGCCGCCGUCGCCGGUGCCGGCACGGCAGCAGCGGCAUCGGCUGCCGCCAGCGAGGACAAGACGUUCAAUGAUCCGUUUGACGAGGCCAAGUCGGAGCGCAAGUCCGACCACACUGACAGCCGCUCCAUGUCUCCCAAAUCUGUGUCCUCGCGGGCGAUGCCGAUUGAAGGUGACGAUGUCCCCCCCGCGCCUGGGCCGAAGCCGACUAGUCCUCACGCGGUGCCCGGCACGUUUGCUGAUGACAUAGACUUUGCGGCCACUCUGGCGGCUGGCCUGCAGGAGUCUGGCUUCGAUCCUAACAUCGUGAUCGACGACCCCACCUACCACCGGCGGGACUCCCCCCCAGGCUCAAAUCUCCCGCCAGAGACAGCCUACCAGCGGCCCUUUGCCGAGACUGUCACGGACCUCGGUGUGUAUGACGAAGCUCCCAGGGGCGUCGCCGGCCCAGACACUGGCUUCGUCAUCGGCGAGAUCCCAGAGACGCCUGCUGAGGACCGGGACCUCCCUGCGGAGGAGACCGAGACCUUUUCCAAGCUCAGCAAGAAAGACAAGAAGAAGAAGCAAAAGGCCAACAAGCGCGCCAGCGUCGAUGCCAAGGAGUUUGACAGCCUGGCGGAUGAGCCAUCACCAGUUCCGGAACCUGUCUCUGAGCCUGUUUCAGAGCCCGUUGCCGAGCCCCAGGAAGAGACCUUUGAGCCGGCAAAGCUAUCCAAGAAAGAGAAGAAGAAGCGUGCCAAGGCUGCUGAACUUGCCUCCUUUGAGGAAGAAACGCCCUCAGGCCCAGAGACUACUACACCCUCAGAGCCGGCCGAGGUUGUCGACGAGUGGGCGGAGACUCCCUCUUCCAAAAAGAAGAAGAACAAGAAGGGCAAGAACGCAGCUUCUGCCUGGGAAGAGUCCGAACCCAAUACCCCGACUGCAGAGGUGCUUGACCGCUCCUUUGACGAGCCACCGGGUUCUCAGCCCGCGGACACCGGCGAGGCUGACUGGGCCGAGACCACUUCUUCCAAGAAGAAGAAGAAAGGCAAGAAGGGCAAGGCGAAUGCGGCCGCCUGGGAGGAUUCUGAGCCUGCCACGCCCACAGAAGUCUUUGAGCCGGCUGUCGAAGAGCAACCCGAGGCGGAGCCUGAGACGUGGGCUGAGACGCCUUCAUCAUCAAAGAAGAAGGGAAAGAAGGGCAAGAAAUCUGCUUUCUCCUGGGACGACGAGGUUGCCGAGGCGGCCGACCCGGUUACUGGUCUGGUCGAGUCCCCUAUCACUGCUGAGCCCGAGCCGGUUGAGCCUGCCGCGGAAGCCGGCGCCGAUGAGUGGGCCGAGUCUUCGUCCAGCAAGAAGAAGAAGAAGGGCAAGAAGGGCAAACGUGCCAGCGGCGCUUGGGACGACAGUGGUACUGCAACCCCUGUCGAUGACAACCGAGUGUCGGUUCCUGUCGAUGCCUUUGACGACCUGAGCCGUGAGAAGGACGCGCAGCCAGAAGACGACUGGAACAUGCCCAAGAAGUCAAAGAAGAAGUCGAAGCGCGACUCGGCUGUCUUUGACUCGCCGUCCCAGUCCGGGCCGCCUUCCGAAGUCGAGAGCACCACGAGCCGGAAGAGCAAGAAGGGCAAGCGCAAGAGCGGGCAGGUGAACGACUUUGACGUCGGCGAUACAGACGACCCGCCUGAUAAGUGGAAGGAAAGAUUCGAGCCCCUGGAGCGCGACGUGAGCUCCGUCGUCUCCGAGCCCAUGCGCUACAACGACGAGACGGACGAGACCAAGUCCAUCGUCUCCGUCCCCGGCACGGGCAAGGACCGCAUCAAGACGGCCAGCAAGCAGGAGAAGCGCAGCAGUGGCGGCUUCUUCGGCUUGUUCGGCGGCAAAGGGGCCUCAGACAAGACCAACGGCAGCGCCGAGGCGAACGAUGAUCAAGAUGGCAGCAAGCAGUCUUUUUUAGAUAAUGCCGGCACCCUUGGCGCGGGUGUCGGCUUGGCGGGUGUAGCUGCUGCUGCUCUCAUGGGCAGCAGCCAGCUCUCCCGUUCCAAUGCCACCGCCGCCUCCUCGGAAAAGGAGGUCCCCCCAUCAUCGUCGUCGUCGUCGACGCUCGAGUCCGACCCGUUCCGCCAGGAGCGGGAUCUUGUCAUUCUAGACCCGAUCGUCGACCCGGAAAUCGUGCAGAGGGCCAUCAAGCCCGCCAUAGAUCCGCAGUACGGCGACCUGCUCCCUCUGCCCCCCAGCGAGCCUGGCUCACCGACCUCUGAGCUGAGCGACUUCCCCGCUCUGCCUGACAGCCGGCCCGAGACGCCGCCCGAGCACGAGAGGGCCAUGAUCCGCGAGCGGCUGUCCGCGAGGCGCCGCAGCGCGUUCGAGACGCCCGUAAAGUCGCCCAGCCAGACUGCUGUGCCGCUGCAGUUCCGCCUGGGCCAGCAGAGAUCUGUGCCGCCCUCGCCGGGCGUCAUUGGUUCUUCCCCCAUGCAGUCGCCCCACGCUCGUGGCCUGGACACGAGCAGCGCGCAGAGGAGGCUGGCGCGGCCUACCUCCUGGGAUAGCAGUAGGGAGAUCAUGCCGCUCUAUCUGCUUGAGCAUGCGCGCUCGAGCAGCCAGCCGCCGGAGCCGAGCUUGCUGCCUGAGCUGCCUCCCAGCGAGCCUCCUUCAAGAGAGUCGCCUGCUCCGGAGUACGCGACGCCGAGCAGAGGCCUAGGUCUCGAUGCUUUUGACUUGCCCGACACUGGGGACAAGCCGUUCUUGCACAUCGACACUUCGUUGGCGAAUGUCAAUCGGGAGUCGGACCAGCUGGGGUCGCAGGAGACUACGCCAAAGGCAGCAGUCCCGCCUCAGCAGCUUCCCGAGUCUCUGGAUGUCCACGGAUCGAGCGAUGCCGAGAAUAGCGAUGUGUUUGAGGACGCGGCGUCUCAAUUCAACCCCUCUGCGACCCAGAGCCCUGCUUUGCAAAAGGCCGAGCUGGAGACCCCUCAGCAGCAGAGCAUGAUCCUACCUCCUGAGCACGACCUGAUGCCUUCUGUCGAAGACGACACAUUUCAUGACGUGGAGCAGGCCGUCGAGCUCCCCAGCUAUGACAACGUUGCCACCCCGCCCAAGGAGGGUGCUGGACAGGAGCCUGAGCCCGUCGAGCCCAUGUCCAAGGACCGCAGCUCAUAUCUCUUGCACGCGACUCCACCAUCAACGCAAAAAUCUAAAGAUGGUGACACGCUGGGAAGAUCUCCCAGCGAGAGCCCUAGCCAGAGAGGCGUGCCUAGCGAGAUGACCAUUCCCGAAGAAAGCGAUUCCGCACUGGCGGCGAUCGCUGCUCUCGGUGCUGCGGCUGCAGCCGGCGGCCUUGUUGCUGCUGGUCUGGCCCAUGGCGACAAGCAUGCUGGCGAUGUCGAGGCACCACUCUCCCCCACGACCGUGCUGCAUGAGGACAUCUCGCGGGAGCUGCCAGAGCAAGAUCCCUCUGCCGUCGAAGCUCCUGCCCAAGACGUGGACCUCGGUGAAGUCAAGGACGAGCAGCCUGAUGAGUGGUCCACGUUCACGCCGACCAAGAAGGGUAAAAAGGGAAAGAAGAACCGCAAAAGCCAGGCUUUCGAGUCCCCCGCCGAGUCGCGUGAUGCCACGGAGCCCUCGACGCCUGCCGAGCCCGCAGAGCAACAGGACCAGCCCUCUGAGACGCCGGCUGACGACUUCUUCGAGUCUAAGAAGUCAAAGAAGAACAAGAAGAAGAAGCGUCAAUCUCUCGCGUGGGAGCCUGAGUCUGAGGAGAGCCCGGCUGAGUCUCCUGCUCCUGCUACUGCAGACGAUGCGGUGACCAGGGAUCUUGAGGUGGUCGAUGUGUCGACUCCUGCCGAGUCUGCUGAGCUAGCAUUGCCAACUGAAGAGACAUCCCAGCAACCCUCGGAGCCUCCUGCUGACGACUUCUUCGAGACCAUGACGCCUAAGAAGGGCAAGAAGAAGAAGAAGGGGAAGCAGUUCAGUACGUGGGAUCCCGAUGAGCCCGCAGAGGACGCCAAAGACAAGGAGCUUGAGUCCGCCGCCGCAUCUGAGGAGCCGAAAGAUGUCGCAGAGCCUCGAGGAGCUGAAGUGGAGCCGCUGGCAGUCGCUGUUGACGAGGAGGCGACGAAGCCCACAGAUGAUCAGCCCGAGCCACAGCCUGAGCCCGAAGAUGUCGCAGCCGAGUUCACGAUGACCGGAGGUGGCAAGAAGAAAAAGAAGAAAGGCAAGAAGGCUGCUGCUUGGGACUGGGAUGAGCCUACAUCUGAGGACAAGGUCACUGAGCCGGUCACUGAAGGCGAGGUCGGUGUUGCCAAGGAAGUCACGGCACCGGAGGCAAUUUCAGAGAGUAUUGCCCAAGGUGUCCCAGAAGCUGCUCCAGAAGGAACGACUAUUCCAGAAGACGCUGCAACCGCUAAUAUCGAGCAAUCAAUCUCUGGCGACCUCGAGAUACAUCCAGAGACCAGUGUGAUGACUGGAGACUCCGCUACAGCCCGCCCAGAAGGCGAGAACAUACCACUAGACGAGCCUCAGGAGAAACAACUCGAGUCUGAAGACAACUUCGAAGAGUUCACAUUACCCGGAAGCAAGAAAAAAAAGAAGAAGGGCAAGAAGGCUGCAUCUUGGGAUUUCGACGAGCCUACAGUAGACGACAAGAUUACGGAGAGUCCAGUUGACCAGAGCACCGACACACCCAAGGACCUUCAGAUGUCGGACGAACUAGCUGAGGGUGCGUCCUCCCAGCCAGCGCUCGAGGAAGCACAGGAGCCUGUCCCAGAACCGGAGGAGACUUUCACUGAAUUCACCAUGCCUGGAAGCAAGAAGAAGAAGAAGAAAGGCAAGAAAGCAGCUACCUGGGAGUUUGACGAACCUGCAGACACCGAAGCUGUGCCAAAGACCGAGAUACUUUCUACAGUGCAGACGUCUGAGGAGAGCCAUCCUCUAGAGGGCGAACCUUCUCAAGAGCCUCGCGAUAUCACAGCAACAACUCAGCUUGACGACCAGCCAGGUCACGCACCUACUGGAGAACCUACCUUCCCCGCCGCUACUGAGGACGAUUUUGUUGCUCCUGCCAAGAAGGGAAAGAAAAAGAAGGGCAAGAACAAGUUUUCAUCGUGGGAACCCGAGCCUGAGCCCGAAGCUACAUCAACGCCUGUUGGAGACGAACCUACGGUUGAGACAGUCAGUGCGGCACAACCUGUUGCCGUGAUUGAACAAGAAACCCCGACGGAGACCCAAAGGGAUGUCGCCGAAGAGAUCAACACGGCUGAACUCGGUUCUGAACCCGCGCCUGAAGAGUCAGAGUGGGCACCUGCUUCUGACAAGAAGUCCAGGAAAAAGAAGAAGAGCAAGAAGACUCUAUCUUGGGCACUGCAAGAUGAGCCUUCUGAGCAAUCGACUCCCGUAUCUGAGGAGGAGGCUACCCAGAUCCCAGAAGACGCCACAGUGCUCCAGACUGUGGCGGCUGCUCCUGAAAACUUGCAAGAGAGCGGUGAGCUUGAUCGCGAUGCCAAGCCCCAGUCCACUGACAUGACCGGAGAUGCUUCGGAUCUGCCGGCUCAAGAAGCUCCGGUCGAGGCUCCUCUCGUGGAAGCUGACCCCUCGGUUCCUUCCGACUUGCUCGAGACUGCCACGGUCAAUCUGGCUGACGACAAAGACCAAGCACCCGAGACAUUGCCCGUCAGCAGCCACGCGACAGAUGCUGCUGUAAGUCGUCAGGCGCCGGUGGAUCUCGGGCUGAGUGGACCCCCGUUGGGCGACCAGGGUCCUCCCGAGCCAAGUGGACCUGGCACCGACAUGGAUAUUUUGCCGGAGGACAAAUCAGUGCAGGACACGCUGAGCCUAGAUGACACCGCUCUUCGUGUACCUGACGUCGCCGUCGCAGCGCAUGAGCCUGCCUCCACAGGAGCUGUUGCUGAGCCCCAGGAUGCUCAGACUACACCGCUGGAAUUGCAGCCCGAGCCGCCGGCUACCGAUGCGGCUGCAGAUAUCAAGCCAGAUCUUGCAACAGAGCCUCCCCAGGAUGAAAACGUGGACAAGUCUCGCGAUGCACCUGAGACUGUCCCGCCACCAGAGGCGGACGAGACCAUGGACUGGGAGCAAGAGUUCGGGAGCGGCAAAAAGAAGGGAAAGAAGGGCAAGAAGAACAAGAAUGCCUUUGACACCCCGCCUGAGCCCCAAGCCGUAGAGCGGAGCCUGCCUGAGCAAGAUCCUUUGGCCGAGAAGGACGCCGACCUUGCACAGAUCACGGAACCUUCUGCUGAUAUUGCGGAGCUUCGCGACGAGCAACAGCCCGUCGAGCCCAGUCCGGACGACUUCUGGUCGGAACCAGCCUCGGGAAAGAAGUCUAAGAAGAACAAGAAGAAGAACAAGGCUUCUAGUCAGACUUUCUUUGACGAUGCCGCGGCUGACACUACCAAGGCGUCGGAGGAGGGAUUCGAGGCAACAGUAAGACCUGAGACCACCACGAGCGGUGAUGUGACCCAGCUUCCUGAAAUCCAAGAGACCGCUCAGGCGCCAGUCGAAGUUGAGGAACCCUUGACUCUGCAAGAUGAGGUCGCACCAGCUCAAGAGGUCGAGGCCGAUGACUUCUGGUCAAUGCCCGCAAAGAAGAGCAAGAAGGGCAAGAAGAAGCGCCAGAGUGUCACUUUCGACGAACCCGAGGCUAGCGAGCCGCCUGUCGACUCUACACGGGACGUCAUAGAGACGCCUCCCGAGGAGCCCUCAACCCCUUCUCCCGGCCUCGAGACUGCCGAUACCGAGGGGCCCGCCUUGGAGUCAGUGGAGAGCGAGCAGCCCAUGGAGAGAGCAAGUCCCGAGGAGCUGUCUGGUAUCGACAAGACUGUUGAUGCGUCGGACCUUGUCGACAGCCGGUCUGGAGAGGACCUUCCCAAGGAUGUUGCGCUCGGCGAGAUUGUCUCCACAGGCCCGGCCUCCAUGGAACCCGCCCAAGAGCCUGCUGCACAAGCAGAGCCCGAGGAAGCUACAGCCGUGCCUGAGGACGAGUUUCCGGUCGUCGUCAAGAAAUCCAAGAAAGACAAAAAGAAGAAGCGCAAGUCCGUGUCUUUUGAAGAUGAUGUUCUCGAAUCCGGUAGUGCGGCGGAGAGCCCAGUUGCGGACUCGCCCUCCGCCGAGCAGAAUGAUGAUGGUUCUCCGCCUGAGGACACGGCCGACAAGGAGCUCGAGCCGACGGAGGUGGCCACGCUGGAGGCAGGAGAGGCUCAGCCAGCUGAUGAGUUUCCGGAGACCUUUCUCACGAAAAAGUCCAAGAAGGACAAGAAAAAGAAGAAGGCCAUCAGCUGGGAACCAGAACCCGAGAUUGCGGACUCUCCCAUCGACGACAGUGCUGAUGUCAAGUCUGUCGAGGCAACGGCCUCACAGCCGGAACCGAUCCAGGAAGAGCCGGCUGUCGAGCCACCACAGGAAGAUGAUACCGCAGGAUUCUUCAUGCCCCUCAAGAAAAGCAAAAAGGACAAGAAGAAGAAAAAGGCUGCCAUGUUUGAGCCAGAGCCAGAGCCAGAAGUCGAGGCUGAGACUGCACCCGCUGAGCCCGUGUCCGCUGAAGAGAGCGAACCACAACCCUCUCCAGUUCAAGAUAUCGCAAGCACACCUGCCCAGCCCUCUGGUGAGGCAGCCGACCUAUCUGGCCCUGCCGCCGAACCCGUCGCAAGUGACGAGUUUCCCGAGUUCGUGUCUCUCAAGAAAAGCAAGAAAGACAAGAAAAAGAAGAAGGCCGCCAUGUUUGAUCCCGAACCUGAACCCGAACCUGGAACCCCUCCCGCUUCCCAGCCUGAGACCGAAGAGCUGGGCGAUAAGGGGAUGACUGAUAUUGAGUCAUCCUCGGCACCUGUGUCAGAUGAAGCUGAGCCAUCUCUUGUUCCUAUGGAAGCCACUGAUAGCGAGUUUCCCGAGUUUGUGUCUCUCAAGAAGAGCAAGAAAGACAAGAAGAACAAGAAGGCGGCCAUGUUCGAGCCUGAGCCCGAGCCUGAGGUGCCUAGCGAAUCACCCGCUGAGGACAUCGUGCCUGAGGCGACAGCAGAGGGCGCUGUUCAAGACAAAUCUAUUCCCCUUUCCGAUCUUGAGGCCGCUCCGGCUGUGCUUGAUGCCUCCGGCUCUGGUGAAGUCGUUGGAGACGACGAGUUCCCCGAGUUUGUAUCCCUCAAGAAGAGCAAGAAGGACAAGAAAAAGAAGCGUCAGAGUCUUUCCUGGGACGAGCCGGAGCCUGAUGUUGAGCCUACUCAGUCCACAGGUGACAAUGACUUGGAGACACCAAUUAUAUCGGAGACCAAGGAGGUUGCUGAAAUUGUCGAGGCCCCGCUUGAGGACACCACUGUGCUGCAUAGCGAGUCACAGGCGCGUGAAGUCCUUGCGGACCCAGCCAUCCCAGACACACAAGUCCCUCGAGAGCUUUCAAUCGCGGAGGUGUCACCGGAAGAAGCUGAUACCCCGCCCGUCAUUAACAAGGAGGUUGAAGCUCCAGUGUCUGGCACCGAGGAGAACUUGGCUGCUCGCGAAGUCACAUCGCUUGAUGACCAGGCGACACAAGUAAUCCCACAACCAGAGACUAUUGAGGCUCUUACGCAGGAGCCGACCUCUCCAGCCCAGGAAACUGCGCCUGAAGCAGAUGUCCAACCCGAAGCCGAAAUGUCCGAACCUGCUGCCCCUGUGCCCGAUCAGCAAGGCGUCGCUGACGACACCGAGUUCUUCGUGACGAAGAAAUCCAAGAAGGACAAGAAAAAGAAGAGAGCAAGCCAACUCAGCCAAUUCGAGAGCGAGCCAAGCUCUGGUAUUGCCACCCCAGCAGAGGAGGUCACUGAAAGUCGCGAGCUGCCCAGUCUGGCCGCAACUGAAGAUUCUCAAUCCGCGGCCCCAAUCGAAGCUACCCCAGCGGCAGCGGACGACGAGUUCCAAUGGGCACCGACCAAGAAGUCAAAGAAAGACAAGAAGAAAGCCAAGAAGACGGCGCAAUUCUUUGAUGAACCCGAGCAGCCAGCCCAAGAGCCGCAGGAAACUGCUGAGGCGGCACAACUCCCUGCUGGCGACGAUGAGGUUCGUGAUACCGCGUCUGCGCUGGAGGAGGACAAGCUUGUGCAACCCGAAGAACCUGAAGCUCUGCCAAUUCAAGAGCCUCCGCCAGAAGAGCCGUUGGAGGCGGGCGAGGACGACUUCGCUCCCAUUCCUACCAAGAAGUCAAAGAAGGAGAAACGCAAGGCCAAGAAAUUAGCAUUCCUCGAUGACGAAGCCGAGUAUCCUGCUGAGCAGUCCACGGACCCCAACUUGGAAGACACACCUGCCAGUGAACCUAUCGUUGAUGAAAUUGCGGCCGACAAGUCGAUUGCGGAGGCAGGGCCUGGCGAAGUGGUACCCAGAGACAUUGCUGAGCCAAGCAGCGGAUUCGUUGAGCAACCUGAGCAAACGGAGCCGAACGAGGCAGGCGAAGACGAAUUCGCAUUCAUCCCGCCCAAGAAGUCCAAGAAAGACAAGAAGAAGGCAAAGAAGCUAGCACAAGCUAUCUCGGCCUUUGAGGAUGUGACAGACAGCCCUGUUGAGGUCACCACUGCCUCCGAACCUGCUCCUGAAGAGUCUCUGGAACAGCCACUCGACACAGUUGAGAAGGCUGUCGAGCCCGAGUUCGAACCCAAGGCUGAGAUGGCGAGCGAAGAUACUAAGCCUGCCGAGGAUGAGACCUCUGUGCCUCAGGAAGCAGAAGCAGAGUUUAUGCCUAUCGCCCGCAAGUUGUCGAAGAAAGAGAAGCGACAAGCCAAGAAAAACGCCUUUGCCUGGGACGAGCCUGAAUCUACUCCAAAUGACUCUGCAGCACCGCCCGAUGUACAAAAGCUGGAGGCCGAAGACACCCCUGUAGAGCAGGCAGGAGCCCCCAAAGAGCUUGAGCCCCUCGAGCCACAAGCACUUCCAUCCACGGAGGAAACUAUAGAGCCUCCUGUAGCUGAACCAGACCAGCCAGAGGAAUUCACAUUCUCCAGAAAGCUGUCCAAGAAAGAGAAAAAGCGCAAGUCUAAGCAGUCAACCUCCGAGCCAGCAUCGGGCACAGCCACGCCUGCUCAAGAAGAGACACCUAUCAUCCCAGUGGAAGAGGACAUUACCUUGGCGUCCUCUGCAGCCGAGACAUCUGGUAGCUUGGAACGCAGCAUUGAAGACGAGGACAAAGACGUCAAUGCCGCCGACGCCGACGAUAUCUGGGCCCUCCCGACUAAGAAGUCCAAGAAGGACAAGAAGCGCAAGGGAGGCAAGCAAGCGGAUUCUCAGCCGGUAUCUGGCACCGCUACUCCCGCCACGGAGGAGCCUUUCUCAACCGAAACCGACACCGACAAGGGCCCUGCCGUAUCUGAAGAGAAGGCCGAAGCGGAUGAGGCGGCAAAUGACUUUGGUGGCUUCAGCGUCAAGAAAUCUAAGAAGGACAAGAAGAAACGCAAGUCACUGAAGGCAGCUGAAUUUGAAGAGCCGUCCAGCCCUGCCCCGGCCGAACAAAACGAGGCCAGAGGCCUGGGUGACAUCGAUGAUGUUGCUGCUAUCGAGGGAACGGACGACUAUUUCAAGCCUCAAGAACACGGAGAUGCGCAGACGCCUACAGGCGACGGGCCCUUUGAAAAAGUCGAGAUCCACCCUGCCGUGUCUUCCAUGCUCGAUUCGACCCAAAAGACUGGCGAGCGUCCACUGUCAACCACGCCGCCGCCUGCCGCCUGGGGCCUGAUGACCAGGCAAGACUCGGACGUAUUCGAGAGAGAAGGGCAUAUCCCCAAGCUCCUUACCAACCAGAGUUACAGCCCCGUCUUCGAGUCUAGCCCCGAGGAGACAAAGACUUCGUUCGAGGGAGCUGCCGCGGACGAGACAAACAUCAAUCUGACACCGGCUCAGGAGAGCAGCAGCGUUCCUCACGAUCCUCCCUUUGAGCAACCCGCUGGUCCCGAGAAGAAAGUGAAGACCAAGGAACUUGAGGGAGACGCAGUCAAGGCUGUGGCUUUCGCCGAUGAAGUUGCACAAGGAGAAGCAUCUACUGUUAAGCCUGACACAUCGGAUCUUGGAGAACAUGACCAGACCGACAAGCACUUACCUUCUGACGGCAAUGGACCAACUGUUGAAGGAGAAGCCCAGCCAUCUGCUCGUGAGAUUGCCGCUUCGUUCCUUGAGGAACAGAGUCAUGCUCAAGAUGUUGCAUCAGCCGAAGAUAUCAUGGCUGAUGCACCACCCGCAGAGGACAUCUUCAGAGACAAGAAGCACAAGGAGGAAGAAAAGACUACUGCUCGCGAAAUUGCCGCUUCCUUCUUGGAAGACGAAAGCAGCAUUCGCCUCCCGGACGAGGGUGCUGACAAGCCCCUUGACAAACCUUCAGCCCGUGACAUCGCGGCUUCUUUCCUCGAAGGCUCGUCGAGCAAGAAGUCAGCCGAGAGCAAAGAGGCACCCUCACUUGAGAAAAAGAAGAGUUUCGGCGGCGAAGAGGCAGCCGCAGUGAUCAGCGGGGCUGCCGGGGGCGUCGCUCUGCUUGCACAGAAAUUCGGUGGCUCUAAGAAGACCAAGAAGGGCGGCAAGAAGAAGAUCGUGGACAAGCGGACAAACCAAGGAGAUGAUCUCUUUGACGAUGCCUCGCUGUGGGAGGGAGCGGAUCGGAAGCCUGUGGAGGGCUCGAGGAUGGAUCUGGAUUCGGCCGGCUUUUGGGAUGCACCUGGCGACGUAGCAGAGGCGGCAGAGGAGAGCAUGGAGAAAGCAGGCGGGGUGGAAGAUAAGGGGAUCGAGUCUUCUGAUGAGAAUGGGCGACGGGGUGGCACGGCGAUUCCCGGGGACGUGUGGGAGGACGACUACUUGGAGAGCCCGGUACUGGGGCGUGAUGAGGGGGAGCAGAGAAGACUUGGCAAAGAGUCUCGCGGCAAGAUGAGCACGUCGCGGGAGCCGACCCCCAAGGCUGAGGAGCAGGGACAACGAGCAGCGCUGCCUUCCCCUCCGCCAUCAAAGGAGGCUUCGGUCCAGCCCGAGGUCAUCGAAGAGCCCAUGACUACGCGGGCUCUCGACCUGGCGGCUGAAGAGGCUAUGGACAUCGACAAUAACGUGGUGAGGAGCAUCGAGCACGAUGAUGAUGUACGGUCACCCAGUUUCAGCAGCACUCGGGGCCUAGAGAUGAGCGACUUCCAUCGCUCUCUGGGCAGCCCGCUCCCGCCCGUCCUUGAGGAAGUGCACGAGGAUGAACACGAGGAGAAACAGUCAAGGGGGAGAGACCGCAGCAGAUACUUACAAGCAACGCCGGAUGCCAACCGCGACAGCGGGUACAUGGCCGAGUCUCCCGAGAUGAAGCACCCCAGCCAUUUCGACCCGGACAGCUACCGCGACAGCGGCGUCCACCUGCGCGAGUAUCCCGACUCGCCUCGGGCGCGCGACUUGCGGCGCUUCAGCCCAGAGCCCUCGCGGCUGUCGCACUCGAGCACAGAGGGCGCGGAGCUGCAUGCCACCACGCCCAGCCACCGCUUACACCGGUCCGACGACCGGCGCGCGGUGCGGAGAUCGCCCCUCGCGGAGGGCGACUACUUGAGCAGAGACAAGCCAGAGACGCCCAAACUCCGCGAGCCAGCGGCGCUGCCGCACACUCCAGAGCCGCAGAAACUGGACAGGUCGGGCAAGAAGCGAUCCAGCUACAAGGAGCUGGGCGGGCUGGCAGCAGCCGCGGGCGCGCCGCUCGCGGGCCACGGGGCGCCUCUCUCAUCGGCGGCCUCGUCGUCGGCGCACAGAAGCGUCUCGGACAACAUCCGGGAGAAGCGACAGUCUCCGGGCCCGGAAAUGCUGGGGCGGCGGUCGGCGUCCAACACGAGCAUCUCGCGGCUGCGGACUCCGGAGCCGCUGAAUUUGCGGCCUGAUUCCCCAGGCAGCAUGCGGUCGUGGUCAGGCACUCCGCCGCUGAGGCGGGUGGAUAAGCGGGUCAGCGGCGAUUUGCGAUCGCUGAGCCAACGCAGCGACCUGAGCACCACCACCGCCACCACCCAAAAAGAGGGUGGCGGGGGUGGCCCGCUCCAUCCCGGCCGCCCUGUCUCAGCGUCUCCAGCUCCGUCCACAGCGGCUUCAGCCGGCGCCAGUGCUGCUCUUGCCCUGGGUGCGGGAGCUGCUCUGACAGCAGCAGCGCUUUCUUCCUCAUCUUCCCCUCCUCACCACCAAAACAGCAGCAGCAAUAACAACACACCCACCCCCGUCGCCAAUGAGGGCCGUGUCCGCGCCAAGGACAUGACCGACGUCUAUGACGGCUAUGGCGAGGGCCGCAUCGGCUCACCGCGCUCACCGACUCGACCGCAUAGCAUGCGUCGCCGACAGAGCAUGCAGGUCCUCGAGCUCGAGUCCAGAGUCGAACAAUUGAUUGCCGAAAACCGCGCGCUCGCCGACGCCCGCGCCCAUGCCGAACACAGCCUCAGCCAGAAGUCGACCAGCGCUCUCGCCGAGCGCGACGACCAGAUCGAGGUCCUCAAGCGCUCCCUCGAGCUCCUGCAGAAGGAAGUCGCCCGGUUGACCGAGGUCAACGAGGGCCUGCAGAGCGCCAUCAACACCACCGCCGUCCAGCACAACGACCGCUACCGCCGGCUCGAGACGCAGCAUGCCGACACCAGCCGCGAGCUGGAACAGAUACGCGGCUCGCACGGCCAGCACACCCAGACGCUGCAGGAGAAGGAUGCCGAGAUCGCCGACCUGCGCGCGCAGCUCGAGGCCACAAAGGACCAGAUCCGCGACAUGCAGCGGCAGAUCCUGGCGUCCAAGUCGGGCGACAGCGCGGCCGACUACCUGACCAUCCACGACGUCGACUACUUCGACCACCGGUGCCAGCAGCUGUGCUCGCACGUGCAGCAGUGGGUGCUGCGCUUCUCCAAGUUCUCCGACAUGCGCGCGUGCCGCCUGACGAGCGAGAUCAACGACGAGAAGAUCAUCGACCGGCUCGACAACGCCGUGCUCGACGGCUCCGAUGUCGACACGUACCUCAACGACCGCGUGCGCCGGCGCGACAUCUUCAUGUCCAUGACCAUGACCAUGAUCUGGGAGUUUGUCUUCACGCGCUACCUCUUCGGCAUGGACCGCGAGCAGCGCCAGAAGCUCAAGUCGCUCGAGAAGCUGCUGCUCGAGGUCGGCCCCCCGCACGCCGUGCGCCAGUGGCGCGCCGUGACCCUGACGCUGCUGUCGCGCCGCGACGCCUUCCGCGACCAGCGCGACCAGGACACCGAGGCCGUCGUGCAGGCCGUCUUCCAGACGCUCAGCGUCAUCCUGCCGCCGCCCUCGAACCUCGAGGACCAGAUCCAGGCGCAGCUGCGCCGCGUCAUGCGCGAGGCCGUCGAGCUGUCGGUCGAGAUGCGCACCCAGCGCGCCGAGUACAUGAUGCUGCCGCCCCUGCAGCCCGAGUACGACGCCAACGGCGACCUGGCCGAGCAGGUGGCCUUCAACGCGUCGCUCAUGAACGAGCGGUCCUCCUCCGGGGCCGGGGGUGCCGGCGCCGGCGGCGCCGCCACCAACGAGGAGCUCGAGGCGCGCGCGGCCAUCGUGCGCGUCGUGCUGUUCCCGCUCGUCGUGCGCAAGGGCGACGACGCCGGCGUCGGCGACGACGAGAUCGUCGUGUGUCCCGCGCAGGUCCUCGUCGCCAAGCCGCACACGGCCGGCAAGCGGCCCGCUACCGCUGGGAGCAGUGGCGGCGGCGGUGGCCUGCACGCGUCGUCGGCCGCCGCCGACAAGAGGCUGUUCACGCCGAGCUCCGACGCCGGCGGGGCGAGCCUGUUCCGCUCCUCGGCCGCCAACGCGAGCAACGUGAGCAUGGCCGACGCGCCGUCGCCGCAGCCGCUGCCCGAGGCUGCGUACCUCGAGGGCGGGAUCUAG
Molecule: messenger RNA, 17508 nt
Organism: Thyridium curvatum
Lineage: Eukaryota; Fungi; Ascomycota; Sordariomycetes; Thyridiales; Thyridiaceae
Exons: 3
Coding region: 1-17508 (5835 amino acids)
Source: RefSeq, a predicted model, not a curated record